This is a messenger RNA of Penicillium odoratum, 1320 nucleotides long. Its product is annotated as SPFH domain-containing protein. The transcript has 2 exons. The record is from RefSeq and is a predicted model, not a curated record. Lineage: Eukaryota; Fungi; Ascomycota; Eurotiomycetes; Eurotiales; Aspergillaceae. Gene Ontology annotation, cellular component: membrane. The coding region runs from base 1 to 1320 and encodes 439 amino acids.
AUGGAGGGUGCAUCCCGUCAGACAUCAAAACUAUUACGGUCCCGAGGUAGCCUGCUCCCGCAGCAACGCCGUCUUCCCCGACCAGCCACCCGGACAGGUCUAUCCACGACACAAUGCCGAGUUCUCUCAAAUUCGAACCGCAAUCUUGCCCCGGAGUCCCUUUUCGGCCAGCUUGGCGCCAAUCCUGCUGCUUCACACAGCUCAUCCGGUGGUCCUCCCACUUACUUCACUAGCCGAACAACCCUCCCCGCAAACACGAUCGUACGAUUCGUGCCGCAGCAGACAGCAUGGAUUGUGGAGCGAAUGGGAAAGUUCCACCGGAUUCUGGAGCCUGGUCUCGCUAUUUUGAUUCCAUUCCUGGAUCGCAUCGCAUAUGUCAAGAGCUUGAAGGAGUCUGCGCUGGAGAUACCCAGUCAGAAUGCAAUUACGGCGGAUAAUGUUACAUUGGAGCUCGAUGGUGUGUUGUAUACCCGAGUGUUUGACGCAUACAAGGCCAGCUACGGUGUCGAAGAUGCGGAGUACGCCAUCUCCCAGCUUGCACAGACGACUAUGCGAUCCGAGAUCGGCCAGUUGACCCUGGACCACGUCCUUAAGGAGCGCGCCACCCUGAACACGAACAUCACACAAGCAAUCAACGAAGCCGCCCAGGACUGGGGUGUUGUGUGUCUGCGAUACGAGAUCAGAGAUAUCCAUGCACCAGACGGUGUUGUGGAAGCGAUGCACCGCCAAGUAACCGCUGAGCGGUCCAAGCGAGCGGAGAUCCUGGAGUCUGAGGGUCAGCGACAGAGUGCUAUCAAUAUUGCCGAGGGACGCAAGCAGUCUGUCAUUCUGGCAUCUGAGGCGCUGCGCGCUGAGCAGAUUAACCUGGCGGCUGGUGAAGCUGAGGCCAUUCAGCUGAAGGCGGACGCUACUGCCCGUGGAAUCGAGGCUGUUUCGAAGGCUAUGCAGGAAGGCAAGGAGCAUGCCCAUGGUGCUGUUAGCUUGCGAGUGGCCGAGAAGUAUGUUGAUGCAUUCUCGAAUCUGGCCAAGGAGGGCACAUCCGUUGUUGUUCCGGGCAAUGUUGGUGAUCUGGGCGGCAUGAUUGCCAGUGCUAUGGCUGUCUACGGAAAAGUCAGCGAGAGCCAGGCCAGGAGCAUUGCUGCUAAGGCUGUUGGUGCUCAGAAGUCAGAGAUCAACGUAACCCCGAAGAAUGAGCAACAUAUUGCGGAGCAUGAGUUCGGGGUCGAGUCUAGUGAGAGGGAGCCCAACAAUGAAGUCACACGGAGCGUCUUGGAAUCAUUCAACGAGGCUAGCCAGAAGACCAAGCACCAAGAUCACUAA